Messenger RNA from Dermacentor andersoni, 5080 nucleotides. RefSeq names its product CCR4-NOT transcription complex subunit 4 (gene Cnot4). Gene Ontology annotation, biological process: protein ubiquitination. Gene Ontology annotation, molecular function: RNA binding; metal ion binding; ubiquitin-protein transferase activity. The record is from RefSeq and is a predicted model, not a curated record. Gene Ontology annotation, cellular component: CCR4-NOT complex. NCBI's taxonomy places the organism in Eukaryota, Metazoa, Arthropoda, Arachnida, Ixodida, Ixodidae.
UCAUUUUUUUUUGUUCAGUUUUUGAGAGGCAUAAGCGACGCAAGCGGAAGUUAAGGUGUGUUCUUCACUUGACAGGUGCUCAAAAAAAGGCGAAUUUUCCUACACAUAUCUGGGCAAGGUGGUGUCCGUGUGCCCUUAGAGUCUGUGCCUCGGUCAGCGAUGUCCACAGGAGAGGAUCAGAAUGUGGAAUGCCCGUUGUGCAUGGAACCGCUAGAAAUGGACGACAUCAACUUCUUCCCAUGCACUUGCCUAUACCAGAUUUGUCGAUUUUGUUGGCACCGUAUCAGGACUGACGAAAAUGGGCUCUGUCCUGCCUGCAGAAAACAGUACCCCGAGGACCCGGCUGACUUCAAACCGCUCUCAGUAGAGGAGCUGCAUAGGAUAAAGAACGAGAAGCGCCAGAGGGACCUGCAGAGGAAACAGAAGCUCUCUGAAAAUCGUAAACAUUUGGCCAACGUUCGCGUUGUACAGAAAAAUCUGGUGUUUGUCGUAGGUUUGCCACCGCGACUAGCGGAAGCGGAAACGCUCAAGAAACAGGACUGUUUUGGUAAAUAUGGUAAAACUCACAAAGUGGUCGUCAAUCAGAGCACCUCGUACGCGGGGCUGCAAGGCCCUUCAGCGAGCGCCUACGUCACCUACUACAAGGCGGAGGAUGCGCUGCGAGCCAUCCAGGCUGUCAACAACGUGAAAGUGGAUGGAAGGACUCUAAAAGCUUCCCUCGGCACCACAAAAUACUGCAAUUAUUUUCUGCGUGGUCAGCAGUGCCCAAAGACGGACUGCAUGUAUUUGCAUGAGUUGGGCGACCAGGCAGCGAGUUUCACAAAAGAGGAGAUGCAACACGGUAAACACCAGGAGUACGAGCGUAAGCUGCAUGAACAGAUGUUAGCAGCCAACAAUAACGUGGCUGCGUGUGCCCCUCCGCCCGCGGUGGCUCCGGCCGCUGCGCCUGUCUCGACUACUGCCCCGAAGAAGGCCAACAAGCCGCGCAAGCCAGGGCUGGCACCGCGGCACGCUAGGCAAAGCGAACAGAAGGCAGCCGCGGCUGCUGCCGCUGCGGCGGCUGCGGCGAACAACACUACGAGCGGCGGUACACCACCGGUGCCCAAGGAAAACAGAAACACGCCGCCUGAGGAUCCGUCGCCAACGUUUACGGCGUCCCUAUCGCCCCCGUCGCCCGAGACGUCGAGGGCUGGUGGCGACGACGCGAUUGCCCACGAAGACGACUUGGGCUUCGACCCGUGGGACGAAUGCUCUAAGGGUCUGGCGGACUUACUCGAAAAGGAGGCAGUCUCGGCGACCACUUCGACGACAACGGCUGUACCACGGUUGGCAAGCAGCAAUUCCCUCUGCGCUCAUCCUCCGCCUGCUCUGUCAACUCCGCUGUCUACACCGCUGUCUACAUCGCUGUCAACGCCGCUUUCGACGCCACUGUCGGCGCCAUUGGCCACAAGUUUGUCAUCACCGCUACAGGCCCCCUUGUUGUCCAUGCACCAUCAACAGCGGACACCUUUUCUGCAGCCAUCACGCCCAGCGCCGCCUUUUGAACCUUUGCUACGCAGGCCUCCACCACCGCCGCCGCCAGGUUUUAGUCCAUUCCUAGUAGGACAGCAAACACAGAAACUGAUGCCCCUGGCAACGCACCAGGGGCCAGCCAUGCCUGGUGCCGGGAACGGGCUGGCAGAACUGUGCGCGCUGCGUGAGUCUCAAGAAGCACUUCGCUCGCUUUUGCCCACAGUGAACAUAACCUUUGGGCCACCCCUUGGGGUUGGCACACAGGGUGGUGCCGGUUCACACCAUGCCCCGCACCUGAGGGGACCUCCAUCUUCACAGUUUGGAAACAGCUGUCCCCCACCCUGGGGGAACAGUGCAGUCCCAGAAAUGCCCUGGAUCUCUCAGGACCCUGCCAUCCUGACUGGGGGAAGCCUAACAGAUGCCACUAACAUGGCUGCGCGUUUCUAGGCUUCUCUCUCUACCCGCUGCGCUCUGAACCCAGUCCCCGCCUACCUUCUCAAUUUUUAUUUUCUCUUUACAUCGACCACUGUGUGGAUCAUGAUGAGUUCCACAGAACCAAAAUUUGACCCGGUUAUGUCUUUCUCUGAAAAGACUCCCUAAGGUGCUGCUGUGGAAGCUUUUCUCUCUCUCUCUCUCUCUCUCUCUCUCUCUCUCUCUCUCUCUCUCUCUCUCGUUUUUCUUUUCAUUCUCUCUUUGCUUUCUAAAUUUAAGAAAGAAGAAAAAAAAAAGAUCCCACAAAGUGACGGAAUAAACAGUACGCAGUGAAAGUCAAGGCAUUUUGUUGUAGUUGUCACAAGUGCGCCACCUUGAUGGUCACUUGUCUACAGCAAUCUCCUUAGUCUUCAGUAUUCAUUGGCAAAGCAGGAGCAGAGAUUGAUCAGCAGCUGUUGCGUUAUUCCAUAGCCAUUCAUUCUGCUUUCUGUGGCAACAAAUGGUGGAUACGCAUAAUGUUAAUAGCGCUUAAGGUCACUUGGAGCUGUAAAACAGUGCCACAUAGGAUUACAGGUUAGGUUAAAGGAUCAGUUAAAGGGACCCAGAUAUAACUAAAUUAAGCUGACUAAAAUUAUCUUGCACCUUGCGAGGAUUGUUAUGGGAUAUUGAAACUUGAGCAAACUACAGUAAUCACUGCUGUAGAAGGCUUCUGAAUAUAUGGCAUGUACCGGUGGAAAUGGACCCCGGUGAAAGUGGCAGACACUGCUGUUUUGUUCGUUUAUUUUUGCCUCCAGAGUCUAUGGCAUAGGAUUCUUAGAUAAUUUUUUUAUGUCUCUCACUUUCUGUCUUUAUCUCAUUAACACACUAUAGCUCAGAGCCACAAAUGCACUGUGUUUGUGCCCUCAAGCUCGUAUACUUGAUUUUUUGUGCAGUGUGUGAUGACUCGAAGCUUUCUAUACAAGCAGCUUACCCUUGUUGCAUUUUGUUUUAAGUUUGUUAUAGUGCAAAUAUUUUUUGAGCAAAGCAUCUUUUUAUUAGUGCUCAUGGCUAUUGUUAUUUUCUGAGCAAGACAACAGUUGAUAUUUUUGUUAUUCAGUUUCACAGUAUUGAUGUCAGUGCUGUGACUAAAUGGAUUUUAUGCAUAAAAUGAACUUCCGUCUUAGUUUUUGUCAAGUUCUCCUAUUUCACAUGGCUCAUUUUCACAGUGCCUUUUCUAAAGGUAGAACAACAUGAGCAGACAACACACUAUUUGAGCUUGUAUGUGAGAUUAAACUCCGUUGAUUCUCGAUAAGUCACAGCCCCUUCUUUCUGUUGAAUACCUCACGAGUGUUGUCAAGUCUCUUUGAUGCAGCACUAUCUUGCUCUCUGUAUGGUUUGUGAUGCAAAAAUUGAUGAGCCUAAACUAACAGAAUGUCUACAGGGUUGUCAACUUGCUCAUGCAGAAAGUCUGGACAAGAGUUGAAUUGGGGGCCGUAUAGAGGGAGCUAUGGUUUGGUGGAAUCCGUGUUCUCUUGUUGAUUUUGUGUGUUGUUACGGUUAUUUUAUCUCUUUGCUGCCUGCAAUACUACAAUAUGUCAUCCUUCCUUUGUAGGUAAUUAAGUUCAUUGGACAUAUGGAACACUAAAGAGAAAGAUGAGUAGACCUGUAAUAGUAAAUUAUGCUUCUACAAUUCCGAAAAGCAUUCUUUACCAUCAGAGCAGGCUUGGUAAGCCAUAAAAGAGGCAAAAAUGAAAAGAUGGGUGGCAAUGCAACUCGGAAGUUCCCACACUAGCUCACUAUGACAUCGUGGAUUUUGGUGGUCUGCUUUGGCCAAGUUAAUUGCGUAUCGACAAAGAAUGGCUACUUGUCAUUAUAAAGGAACCAAAGAACAGACUUUGCAAGUUUCUAGAACAUUUACUGUACUGCAAAGAGCAGUAUGAAAAAAUGCAUUAAAAUCCAUGAUGCCGCACUGAUAUAUCUGUGCAUACAAAAAGUGAAUGUUUCGCUUUCCUUUUCAAUCCUAGUAAUCAACCUCUUAUUGUGAAGUUAAUGAUUAUAGAGGUUUGAAAGUAUACUUUGCCAAUAUAAACUAAUUUAACAUUUCUCUAAAGUGUUCUUGUUCUCUUUUACACUAAGCUCUACCAUAAUGUGUUGCAUCUGCAUUUCCAUGACCUCCUUAUGAACAUUUAAUUGUAUGGAAUACUCUCUCUGCACAAAGUCAUCAAAAUUGAGUGAUACAAUUUGGGUAGUUGCAUGUUUUUCAACGUACAACUAGCACACCCAUCCUGCAGGUUAAUACAGCCCUCGGGUAUUGCCAUGCAGGCCUCACACUGGGACUAGUGACCUACAGGAUGAACUUGAAAAUUUGACCUUUUGAUGAAAUCUGAGGCAGUCCAGCACAUUCCAGAGCAAUUGGCAACCCUAUAUAUGCUUAGUGUUAAUUUUAGUCGGGAGUUCAUCAGGUUUAGCUCUGAACAGUGCUUUUAUGUUAUAAGAACGUUAUCAGCUUGCUUGGGCAUGCGGCAAUUUUAACACAACCUUUCACUGCAUUACCUGCAUGACCUCUGUUGCAUGUGUUCGUAUAUGUGUUUUUCAUGCAUGUGUUUGUGUAUGUGUUGGGUACAAGAUGGCAAUCUGAAAGCAAAUGCUAGCGAGUAACAGGGAAAAUACAAUGUUGUGCAUUUGUGGCUUACCUGGAGUGUGUUAAGUUUCAGUGAUCGCUUGAUUGCUGUAAUCAAUGAUUCGCUGUCACAGCCAUUAGUGAACCACAAGGCUAGCCAUUUAGUACACCUGGUGCAAGUAGUACUAUGCUUUUGUGAACACUAGGAGGAAAUUGCAUGCAGUGGUAAUGAGGGACUCUUAUGAAGAGCAUCGUAGACAAACUUGUCUCUCUUGUGGCUGCUCUUGCGUUGUAGCUCCGGAAACUCAAGUGUGUAAAGGACAAAUCGUGCGAGAGCAGCUGCCUAGUGCCUGCUCUACCUUAAUUUCUUGUGGAGAAAAAAAAAGAACUACUGCUUUGCCUUGAACAAGACAGGACAUCUACACUAGUGUGUGUUUAACUGUACAAAAUGUUGCAGAAUUAUUUUCUAAGGGCCAAGGAAGUGCAUUCUCGAAUAAAAGCUUCACAAGGUGCUGCAAGUGACACAGCCCAGCCAAA